AUGGCUAAGGAGAAGAUAGUGAAGGAUGAGUCUUCCUCGCCCUCGCUCCCCAAGAACGGAGCAACGGACGGCGAGGAGCAUGGUAAGUCUGCUUUGUUGUUCCCAAAGCUGCCGGACAAAGGCUGGGUCCGUCCUUUGGAGUACCGAAAGUCUGACCUCAAAGGCAAACCGCAUGAGCUGAAAGCCUCCUAUAUGACUCGCGCUGCUUGGGGCCAGGCCACUGGUGUUGAAGUCCCCAAGGCGUCGUGGUGCCGUACUUGUGCAUCGGGCGCCGGACCUUUCAUUUCCUGCGUGAUUGCAGACGAUGGCAAGAAGCUGUUGAGCCGGGGCGCCUGCAUGAGCUGCGCCUACUACGGACACAUGGACAAGUGUUCGUUCGUCGAUGAAAAUGGCAGCACCCCGCGCUUUAUCCUCAACCACGCCAUGCAGCUCGGCGGAAACAACAGCGCAGCCACUCCGAAGGAUGCUACUGAGUCCUCCCCGUCCCAGAAGCGCAAGGUUGCAUCGGUUCCUGCGACCCCCAGCAAGGCUCACAAGUCGUCCAAGACCACCACCCCCAAGUCAGCUAGCAAGGCUGCUGUUGUGAGCAAGGACAUGGACAACUACGACGAUAUUGAUGACCUCGCUGUUUUGCUUUCGGCUCUGGGUGAGCUGGAAGAUGAUAUGGCUGCCCUCAAGCUGCGUAUCAAGAAGCUCCAGCUGGAGAAGAAUGUAGAGGAGAUCCCGAGCGAUAUCGCUCCCUCUGUUUCGGUUAUUCCGUUUCCCCUCUUCAUCUUCCCAGCCUCCUUGACCAUCACAACCCACGCCAUUCACUCAUCCACUAUGUCGCAGGACAACCAAGGUAACUCUUACUCCUGCAAGGGCUCCGGCACCAAUAGCCAGGAAUGGCUCGUACUACUACUCCAAUCUAACGGAAGCACAUACUCCAACAACGGCCAGGGCGGCACUACAUACACCGCCCCUUCCUCGAAGAAGUGA
Molecule: messenger RNA, 978 nt
Organism: Penicillium lagena
Lineage: Eukaryota; Fungi; Ascomycota; Eurotiomycetes; Eurotiales; Aspergillaceae
Exons: 6
Coding region: 1-978 (325 amino acids)
Source: RefSeq, a predicted model, not a curated record